GGAAAGUGAGACGAGCAAGCGGUUGCUCUGUUGCAGCUGGGUUCUUUUUUAUUUAGGCCACGCCACAUCGAAAACGGCUCCUGUUUCCUGUCCUUUUUGGCAAGGAAAUUGCUGCUUCGUUGUUCCAUCAAUAAUUUCGCCAAUUCCCACUUGCAGCUCUCCGGCUGUCGGGACUCGGGACGAAGAAUAGCUUAGCAGCAGGCCACUUUUACUCUAUUUUUGACAAAGUGUGGUGCACAAGAAGCUGAUACUCAUUAAUAGCAUCAUCAUAAACAAGCAAGAAGACUCCAUCCACUUGAAUAAUAAUCAUUCCCACAAUUGCAGUUUAACCAUAGUCAAUCACUAUUAAAUAGUAGUAAAAAUGCUGGUUAAAGAGUAUCGAGUGGCAAUGCCCAUCAGCAAGGAAGAGUAUCAAGUAGGUCAGUUGUAUAUGAUUGCGAAACACAGCCAUGAGCAGUCCGAGUCGGGCGACGGUGUCGAAGUCGUUCAUAACGUUCCUCAUAACGAUCCGAUUCAUGGGGAAGGUCAAUAUACCGAAAAAAGGAUUCAUCUUUCAAGUCGACUUCCAUACUGGCUCCAAUCAAUCACUCCGAGGGUAUUCUAUAUUACCGAAAAGGCAUGGAAUUACUAUCCUUACACAGAGACUGAGUACACCUGCUCUUUCCUGCCAAAAUUUAAUAUCUUCAUACGUACAAAAUAUGAAAAUAAUUCUGGGACCACUGAAAAUUGCUUAGAACUUUCUCCGGACGAGCUUGCCACUCGAACUUUGGAUGAAAUUGAUAUCGCAUAUGACGAAGUUGCGCCCAAGCACUACAAAGAGAAUGAAGAUCCAAAGUUCUUCAAGUCAAAAGCCACAAACAGGGGACCGUUGAUGGAAGGUUGGCGACAAACUCACGACCCCAUCAUGUGUUCGUACAAAUUAGUCAAGAUAAGCUUUGAAGUAUGGGGUUUGCAGACUAGAGUGGAAGACUAUGCACACAAGGCUAUUCGAGAUAUUUUACUACUUGGACACCGCCAAGCUUUUGCGUGGAUUGAUGAAUGGUAUGGAAUGACCGUGGAUGACGUGCGGACCUUUGAGAAAAAAAUGCAGGAGGAAACAAACCUCAAAGUGUUAUCUGUUGCUACUGAAGGAUGUGAUGGUGUCGCUGAUGGUGAAACUACUCCCAUUACUACGACUACUAAAUCCGAUGAGGAAAGCAAGGAAGACGAAGACAAGGAUGGAGAUAACUUUGCAUCUGCUAAAACCAGUCCCACGAAAGAGACUGCAUCAGUUCCCUCGUCGCCCUCUGGGGAUGAAGGCGCAGCAGUGGCGAAUAAUCCGGUGGCUGCAGCAGCUGCAGGACUUCGGUCAUGGUUGAAUUGGUCCUAACCAAUUAGGACCAAUGAAGCUGGUUAAAAUUUCUGAGUUGUAAUCAUCUUUAAUUUACUCUGUUUGCUGCACGUCGACUUGUGUAUGUCGUAAUUCAAACUGAAUCAUUUGCAGUAUUUACAUCCAAAGUACCGUUCAGUAUUUAUAUCACAUCGAAAAAACAGUUAGCUGAAGAAUGUUGUUUUUUUUACUUAACCAUACUACUUUUUAAUUCAGUUACAAAAUUGUUACUCUAGUCGCUGUUGACAGUUCUUAUCAUUGCAAUCGUAGUAUGAAAUUGUAGUUCCUUGAAGGAAACAGUAUAUAUUGUCUCGUCCCCCACACCAAACUCCAAAACCAAUGGUGUUGUUCAAAAGGUUGUAAAUAGGAAUUGUUAGCAGGAGAAAUAAGUUCUUACUAUUAGAUAAGUACUUAAAAGGUUGAAUGUUAUGUACAUAUACCAGAUCAUAAUAUUUAUGCAUUUAGCGUACGACGGAAAAUGAUAUUACUAAAUCUAUAUGCGAAAAAUAAAAUCCGAAUGAAUUGAAA
This is a messenger RNA of Folsomia candida, 1897 nucleotides long. It is a transcript of the gene rdgBbeta, whose product is annotated as cytoplasmic phosphatidylinositol transfer protein 1. Lineage: Eukaryota; Metazoa; Arthropoda; Collembola; Entomobryomorpha; Isotomidae. Gene Ontology annotation, molecular function: phosphatidylinositol binding; phosphatidylinositol transfer activity. Gene Ontology annotation, biological process: phospholipid transport. The coding region runs from base 362 to 1369 and encodes 335 amino acids. The record is from RefSeq and is a predicted model, not a curated record. Gene Ontology annotation, cellular component: cytoplasm. The transcript is spliced from 7 exons.